GUUUAUGUAAGGCUGGCAGCAGCAGCCCUUUUGCAAAGUUUAUGAUAGAGUAUGGUGGCAAUGGGGGUUGGUUUACGGGGGAAUGGUCCGAUGGGAGGGGGACUGGCUGUGUGUGUGUGUUGCUCGGCUGUUCCGUUCAGGUUGGAUCAGUCAGCUAUUAUUUUGUGUAUUUGUGGUGUGCGAGUGAAUGUAUGUGUCUGAUAUAUCGAUUUCUGAUUGAGCGAGAGACGCAAGAUUUGGAUAAGCCAUGUCCUGCUUUCUUGAAGGUUAAGCGAAUCCGAGACAGGCCGGCGGUAACAUGAGAUAGGUGAAGGGAAAAAAUGGACGUCGAGGUUCACAAUCGAAGCCGGGAUGGAAAAGAGGGUGGCCGCGGUUCCCGCACCGGUGAAAAAUUCGUCAUGUUAUGGGCAUCUGGGAGUGUGAAAUAUGACCAGUCAGACUUCUCGGGAUUCGUGGAGGAGACGAUGGGAGUUCACACACACCGACCGGAAAGGGGGAUGGGUGCAUGACCAGGCUCGAUUGGGGUGAGCAGUGUGCGGUGCCGAAUCUUGAAUCAGGAAGUUGGCGCAUGAAGAGAGAUGGGGACGGGAGGCAAAAUCUGAAGACUGGGGGAAAGGGGAACGAUGCAAAGAAGCAUGCACGACGACGAGUUUGGGAGAUGCGAGGUGACGGAUUCUGUCAGGAAACAACAUGAGAUGGAUGAGGGGAUAGGAGCACGCCCCCCUCGGGUCCUUGGAGAUGAGGCAUGAUGAGCUCGAGCGUGCACCCCGCAUGCAGCUCUUUCGUUGCCCAAACCCCAGAUGGGAGAGAGCUGGGUCUUGCGGGCGAACCAGAUCCCAUAUCCCGACUCGAGGGUGGCUGGCGACAUGGCCCAGCACGGGAGGAUGAUGCAGCGAACCGAGGGGGGAUACCUAUGUAUGGAGUAAUUCUUGUUCCUGUUUCUUGUUUUCUUUUUGCGGCUGGUUUUUGAGAGAAGAACAGGUAGGCAGAGUUGAAUGUUUACUUGACUGAGAAGCAUGAGGUAGUAGCGUGACAGGCUGCAGGGCUAAAACAAUAGAAGUGUUUCGUUUGUCUGUUCUGAAUGUGUCAAGAGCUGCUCAAUAUCCCCCAAAACACACAAUCCGGUCCCCGCAGAGCGGCCACUCAGUGCGCAUCCCGCUCUCUCCCGCCCCGCCCCAUCCUUCCCACCCCCCACCCCACCCCACUGGUUGUGUUGUUUUAACAGCAACCCAACUGGCCAGGGGAGACAGGGCCCCGGCACCUGCAACCUGAACCUCAACCUGAACCUCACUCAACUCAGUUCGCUCACAACUCACACGCGGCACCUCACUUACAACGAACCACCUCACAUUUGGUGGGAAACGCCCUCAGACAGCCGAGGACGCCAUCGACGACUUGAUCGACGCACACAUGCAGCUGCCACACGUCCCAGGGUUCCAAUCGAAGCCAGCAGGAGCACUCAACGCCCCCCACCUCGGUGAGCGUGAAUCUUGAGGCUAGGGUCCUGGGUCUGCCGCUGGACCCGCCCAUCCUCCCAGUUGGCCGAAAAAGCAACAAGACACUUGCAGCAGCAAAAGUGAGAAAAGUGAGAAAGUGAGAUCAGAAAAGACAAAGAAACGACACGGCAGAAGCAAAGGCAGCUGCUGGCGUCUGUCCGAUGCACACCAGGUGACCACGCCUUGCUCCCAACCCUCAAAACCCAAGACGGCGCGCCAUCCACUCUGGCAGCCAUGCGGCCUCGAAAAUCCAUUUUGGGCACUGCUUCCUCACCUACCCAACCCCGCAGGCUUGGGAGUCUCAUCAACCAGACCUUUGUCUCUCUUGCCCAGUCCACCGAGCCUUUCCAGGCCACUAUUGCUUUUCCAUCAACCAGUCACUAUACCUCCCGCCCAGAGUUGACCACCACAUACGCCCCUGACGAGGCAGACGACGAGGGAGAGGACUCGUCCUAUGACUUGGACGAGGAAGACGACGGGGACGGAAUCUAUCUUGAUGAGGAAGACGACGACGAAGACGACAACAACGGGGACCACAGCUCGGACAACUACCUGGACGAGAACCUAUGUCAUAACGACCCAUAUAACUUUCCUGUUCAUAACCACCCACCACGUCCUUCAGACGUCCCACCCCAUCCCGACCUGUAUCUGUCCGAAGAGAGUGACUUCUCGGAUGGUGCUGGAACCCCGUUGGUGAAUCACUAUUCAGACGUCCUAAACCUGCUCUCUCACGACAUGGAUAUUGAAAGCGCGAGCGAUACCGACGCUGGGAUCGAGUAUUCGAGCCAUGAAGAAGAUGACGGGCUGGACAACAGCCCGCCUGGUUCCAUCAGCGGUCCCGAGCCAUCACUCCAGAGUGGCGAUGAUGUCUUUUAUGACGGCCAGCCACCAGUAGAAACAACGAUGGUUGAUUACAUGAGUGCGGCUUCAUUCCACCCAAUACCUCCACCAGCUCCCAACCCACCCAUGAUGCACCAUGCGAUGACAACUUGGUUUGAGGGUGACCACCCUGUUGCUCUCUCGAAUCCCAAUUCAGGGACCUUGAGGCCCAGCAAUUACGGCCUGGCUGAUUUUUUGCACAACUGGACACGACAGAGCAACAUGCUGCAAGGCUUGGUCCGCGGGCGAGCUCCAUGGCCAGACAAAAUCAAAGAAUUUGUCUCCGCCGAGCCGACAUGUGUCAAGCGCGAUGAUCUUCAGGGCGAUAUUUGCGACUUUCAGGGUGUCGACUGGGACGAUAUGGGGGUGCUGAGAAAAGAAGCACGGGAACGCCGGCUGCUCACUUACAACAACUAUGUUAACAUACCAGGCUCAGACAAGUGGACUCCCGAUCUGCCUGAUGUUAUGCUCUCACAAAGGGAAAGCUUCUUUCGGUUCCGCCGGAUGAAUAUCAGGCGUAAUGUGAACUUGGCCCACUUUCAACUUCGCUAUCUGUUAGGAAGCACUUCGCGUUCACGGGUCUUUUAUCCUAGCAUCAACUCCAUACAGCAACUAAAUCCCAUCUCGGGCGAAGCCCGCCCGAUUGUGAAACUGAGCGACACCGCCGGAUCACAGAUAUCAACCCUCAUCGCCGACCAUGGCGUCCUGGUGGCGGGUAGCUUUAUUGGAGAGUAUACCCUCCGCCAUCUCGAUUCGAAUGAGCCCGAGAGCAAGGCCUGCCACACCGGAACUAUCACCACCCAUCUCAGUGGUAUCACGAACCAUGUCCAGGUCCACCAGGCGCGGUCAUCCUCGUCGCCGUUGGCAGCUUUCGCCUCAAAUGACAUGGUGUUCCGGACGCUGGACAUCGCCACUGAGACUUGGCUCUCUUGCGAGAACUUUGAUUUCCCGUUGAACUGCACAGCGCUGUCACCAGACAAGCGGUUGCGUGUCAUGGUGGGCGACACGCUAAACGUGGCCAUCACAGCGGCUGAAUCAACACUUCCAGACGGCAAACCGGAGGUCCUCCGUGAACUUUCGGGUCACCACGAUUUCGGCUUCGCCUGUGACUGGGCGGACGACGGCUGGACCAUCGCCACGGCGUUCCAAGACAAGUCUGUCAAAAUAUGGGAUGCCAGGUACUUGACCGAUAGCUCAGGCGCCUCGGUUCCCCUCUGUACGAUUCGAAUGCAGAUGGCCGGGGCGAGAAACUUGAGAUUCUCGCCAGUGGGAAGCGGCAAGAGAGUCCUCGUGGCGGCCGAGGAAGCCGACUUUAUCAACAUCAUCGAUGCCCAGACGUUCCGCUCCAAGCAGACGUUGGAUGUGUUUAGCGAAAUCGGCGGUGUAACUUUUGCAAACGGCGGUCAGGAUCUAAUGGUCUUGUGCUGUGACCGUGAUCGUGGAGGGUUGCUGCAACUGGAACGGUGUGGGCUUGGAGACGAGCCAGUCUUCCAGGCGGAGGACGACAACGGUAAGCCAGUCCGUCUUGGAGAGCACCCUCUCCGGCAUCACAGAGGCGAUAGCUAUGACUGGCCCGAGUCCAUGUUCACAGAAGACAGAAGAAGGAAAGAGAGCUGGACGAAGAGGUACAGGAAGGCGGCGGCGCAGUUCGAUAUCGAACCGUUCUGAUUAUAAUGUUGGCCCUGCCUUUGUUGGUCUAGAGACGGACUCAUUUUGCAUGAUUCAAGUGGGCGACUGAAGGAAAUAGCUUUUGGUGGAAUGAUACCUUGGACAUUGACGGACGGUUGGCUGAGGACCUCGGCAUUUUCACAUAUACGCUUUUUUGGGGGGGGGGUUUUUGGAUGUUAUGCUUCUUUCUGUUUGUUAUUGAUGGGAAGAAAUGAGGGGGUAUGACGCAACGAAGUCCCAUAUCGAUGCUGUCUGAGCGUUCAGGGAUCAUUGAGCAUGUGAGUGUUGAGCGGAAAUCAUCGAUGGUUUUGGACGUGUAACGAUAACAAGCCACCGUAUCAUGUGAGAAGGCGGUUGGGGACUGAGGAAGCUGUGAGGAAUGAAGGCUAAGGCAUAGCAUACUAUACUAUGCAUCUGUACUUUCCACUUUUAUUUUUCUAUAUUCCCACCGUUUCAUUUUCUGUUGGCUUCACCAUUCAUCGAGCAAUACCCCGUUUCUCUUUACUCAGCCUCACUCACACCUUUCUUCGGAUACGUUUGAAGAGCAAUACAUAUCAAGCGGCUGGUUCGCCGAGCAGUGUAA
Molecule: messenger RNA, 4626 nt
Organism: Podospora bellae-mahoneyi
Lineage: Eukaryota; Fungi; Ascomycota; Sordariomycetes; Sordariales; Podosporaceae
Exons: 2
Coding region: 1731-4043 (770 amino acids)
Molecular function (GO): protein binding
Source: RefSeq, a predicted model, not a curated record